AUGAUUUCAACAAUCGGCACAACAACAAUUCAAGCUGCGAACGGCGGGACUCUGUCCACAACUACAGCACCAAACUCGUUAGUCAUGAAUCCUACGUCAAUGUUGGUAGAGAUGAAAAGCUUUAUUCCUUCUUCAUAUACUUUUGAAACAGAAAUCCAGAAGAUAAAGCAAGAACUUUUAACAAGUAAUUUAGACUGUAGUGCAAAAGAUGAAACAAAUGAACAGUAUCUUUAUGAAAUGGAGGACCUCAUCGACCAUUUGCCUAAACUACCUGAAAUUCAGCAGCAAAAACUAACUAUUCCUGAAUUCGACGAAAUUGAAGUCAAAGCAACUGACUCAGUAGAAAUUAAGAAAUUCAUACGUAAAGUAAAUUAUGAAUUCCUUGGUUUUCAUUGCAACCAUAAAGUUAUGGACAAAGAAUGCGACAUGGUUUAUAAAAAUAUUUCUGACCUUUACAAAUCCGAAGAAUUUAAGACAUACGAUAACUUUGUUUCAUUAGUUGCAAAAUGUGUUUGGGAAAUAAGAGAUAAAGAUAGAAGAGGCAAAGUAUGGAACGAACAAAUAAGACCCGCUAUGUUUGAGAUGAAGAGAGCAAUUGACGCUUUAGUUGUUUUAGCUGGUAAUGUUUCAAUGUAUAACGCAAAAACGAUGCCGCAAUGUUCAAAAUGUAAAGCAGCAAUAAGAAAAUAUAACUACUCAGUCAAAGAGAUAGAAAGAAUGCGAAACGACUAUGCAGACUUAAAGAAAGA
Messenger RNA from Trichomonas vaginalis G3, 749 nucleotides. RefSeq names its product organellar and viral DNA polymerase type B. Lineage: Eukaryota; Parabasalia; Trichomonadida; Trichomonadidae. The transcript has a single exon. The record is from RefSeq and is a predicted model, not a curated record. The annotation marks the transcript as partial.